Molecule: messenger RNA, 3319 nt
Organism: Rhinolophus ferrumequinum (greater horseshoe bat)
Lineage: Eukaryota; Metazoa; Chordata; Mammalia; Chiroptera; Rhinolophidae
Gene: SLC39A8
Product: solute carrier family 39 member 8
Exons: 9
Coding region: 337-1791 (484 amino acids)
Biological process (GO): intracellular zinc ion homeostasis; zinc ion import across plasma membrane
Cellular component (GO): membrane
Molecular function (GO): zinc ion transmembrane transporter activity
Source: RefSeq, a predicted model, not a curated record
AGAAGUAAGACAAAAAAGCAAUUCCUGCUAAUCUCUUAGACAAUGCAAGAGACUCCAGACUCUAUUCCAGGAAGCGGGCUUUAUCAAGGUAACAAAGAGAUCACCGAGAGCAGAAAGAAGGAUAGGGACGCCGACACGGAGGUGGCAUUAAGGCUCUCCAGGAGGCCCGGGGCCCCGUUCUGCCUAUCGCUCCCCACCCCCGGCUGCACCGCCACUUCAAUGCCCCGCAGGUCGCGGGCUGCUUCUCUUUCGAAGGCGGCGGAGGACCAGGGGCGCCCGGCGCCACCGCUGACUCGGACCCGCGCCGACGCCUGACCCGCACGCCCUUGGGCACCGAUGCGGGUGCGCCCCGCGCGUCCCGGUGCGCUCCAGCCCUCUUCCGGCCCGCGAGGGGCAGCCCCGGCCAGGAUGGCCCCGGGCUGGGCGGUGGCCGGGCUCCUGCUGCUGGCGGCCGCCAGCCUCGCGCGGGCGGCGGCGGGACCCGGGCUCGCCUUCAGCGAGGAUGUCCUGAGCGUGUUCGGCGCGAAUCGGAGCCUCUCGGCGGCGCAGCUCCGGCGCCUGCUCCAGCAGCUGGGAGCCGGCCGGGUGGAGGGCGCCCUGCAACCUGGGCAGCUGCACUUCAAUCAGUGUUUGUCAGCUGAAGAGAUCUUUUCCCUUCAUGGUUUUUCAAAUGCAACUCAGAUAACCAGCUUGAACUUCUCUGUCAUCUGUCCAGCAGUCCUACAGCAACUGAACUUUCACCCUUGUGACGAGUGGCCCAAACACAAAACAAAACCUAGUCUUUCUGAAGUUUGGGGAUAUGGAUUCCUGUCAGUGACAAUUAUUAAUCUGGCAUCUCUCCUUGGAUUGGUUUUGACUCCGUUGAUAAAGAAAUCUUAUUUCCCCAAGAUUUUGACCUAUUUCGUCGGGCUGGCUAUUGGGACUCUAUUUUCAAAUGCAAUUUUCCAACUUAUUCCAGAGGCCUUUGGAUUCAAUCCCAAAAUUGACAACUAUGUUGAGAAGGCAGUUGCUGUGUUUGGUGGAUUUUACAUCCUUUUCUUUUUUGAAAGAGUGCUUAAAAUGUUGUUAAAGACAUAUGGUCAGAAUGAUCAUACCCACUUUAGAAAUGAUGAUUUUGGUCCUCAAGAAAAAACUCAUCAACCUAAAACGUUACCUGCCAUCAAUGGUGUGACCUGCUAUGCAAAUCCAGCUGUCACAGAGCCUAAUGGACACAUCCAUUUUGACAAUGUCAGUGUGGUAUCUUUACAGGAUGGAAAAAAGGAGCCAAGUUCAUGUACCUGUUUGAAGGGGCCCAAACUGUCAGAAAUCGGGACAAUUGCCUGGAUGAUAACACUCAGUGACGCCCUCCACAAUUUCAUCGAUGGCCUGGCGAUUGGGGCUUCCUGCACCUUGUCACUUCUCCAGGGACUGAGCACUUCUAUAGCAAUCCUGUGCGAGGAGUUUCCUCAUGAGCUAGGGGACUUUGUGAUCCUACUCAAUGCAGGAAUGAGCACGCGACAAGCCUUGUUGUUCAAUUUCCUUUCUGCAUGUUCCUGCUAUGUUGGGCUAGCUUUUGGCAUUUUGGUGGGCAACAAUUUUGCUCCAAAUAUUAUAUUUGCACUUGCUGGAGGCAUGUUCCUCUAUAUUUCUCUGGCAGAUAUGUUUCCAGAGAUGAACGAUAUGCUGAGAGAAAAGGUAACUGGAAGAAAAACCGAUUUCACCUUCUUCAUGAUUCAGAAUGCUGGAAUGUUAACUGGAUUCACAGCCAUUCUGCUCAUUACUUUGUAUGCAGGAGAAAUUGAAUUGGAGUAAUAAGAAAUGAAAGCUGGUGUUGUUAAUGAAGACAUUUAAUAAAUAAAAACAUCUCCAAAAGGAUUUAAAGCUAAUCCUGCUUAGUUAAAAGAUAAUUUUGUUUUCAACUGUAGGUCAAGAAAACUGAUUAUUACUUUCAGAUCUGUGAAAGAAGCCAUUGUUUGUUGUUAAUAAUGCUUCAUAAUGUUUCAGUUCUAGUCUGAAAAGCCUCCUAUACAAGAACUUCAGUAAAUACCCACUUUUUCAUGUUUCACGCAUAUUAGAAAAUCAUCACAAGGAAAGAAACAUGCAUUCUAUAGUCAUUUAGGCACCAAGAACGAAAGAAAAAUACAAGCUAGGUUAUAUAAGUUUCUAAACCUCUAUGGUAGGAUCAAAAGUUCAAGUAGUUUCAGAGUGGUUUUCUUUCAAUUAAUUUGUUCUAGUGCUUUCAUGAGCAAGUCCAUCAAAAUGCUGAAGAGAAUCAAAAGGUAUAUAACACAGAUAUAAAUGAUUCUAAGGCCUUAAUGACUCAAGAAAGAAGGAUUGCUCGCAGCUUUUGCUGUUUCAUAUUUCAGUUAGGCUCUUAUAGGAUUGCUUUGAAAACCAUCCAAUAUGAAUUAUGAAAUCAAUAAAGUUUUGCUAGCUCUACUAAGUUUAGACUUUGUCUCAUACUCUAUCUCUAAGUGUAAACUCUACCAGAUUCCAUAAAAAGUCAGAAUUGCUUUGUAUGACUUAUGUUGUGGUUGUAGAAGACAAAUGGCAGAACAGUAUUUAAAGCUGUUGACAACUAAUUUUCUAUGUACAAUGAAGGUAAAGAAUAUGUUGGUUUGUAGAAAGGAAUUGAAUAUAAUUUUAAGCAAUUUUUUUUAAAGAUGAACACAAUUUUUUAAGCGAAGGAUAUUUUAAAUAAAGGCAAAACAACAGCUGGACUGCUGUAUGUCAAGGACUGAUUAACUGGAAAAUAUGCAUUCCUUAUCCGAUUGAGAGUCAUUCAGAAAAGACUUCUUUUGUGCUCGGUCUACAUUUUUUCCUAUAUGGUAUACUUUGGAAAAAAUUUCUUCACAUCAUGGUUGUUUUUCUACCUUUUGUAAAAUAUAGAAUCUGUUUACUCAUUUAUCAGAUAUAGAAUGUUGGUCUAAAAUUGAACACACUAACCCCAAUUCACACUCCCAAGUCUCUUUAGGAAAGAUGAUUUGAAAAUGAUUUAUAAAAGCCAAUAAUGAUCUCAGGAAUUACAUUUUUCCCACAGACCAUAAAAUGGUGUCACAUAGCAGUAAUACAGAUUUGAUGAAUAUUUAACAUCUAUGUGAAUGUACAUUUCACUUUGUGACUGACAAUUAAAAAGUUUUUGUUUGACCAAAGAGUAUACACCUUUGAAACCAUGUAUUGUGUCACUCAUUCGUUGUAAUUUGUUUAGUAACUUCCAUGUACCUGGUAUUAUGGGGGAGAGAGAUAAAUAGGAAAUUGGUGAUCUGUUUAUUUCAAAGAUAUUAAGGAAAUAAAUACUGUAAUGCUUAAUCAUUGUUCAUUAAAAUCAGUAAGCAUAGAA